Molecule: messenger RNA, 1818 nt
Organism: Penicillium salamii
Lineage: Eukaryota; Fungi; Ascomycota; Eurotiomycetes; Eurotiales; Aspergillaceae
Source: the annotation of a GenBank genome assembly
AUGGCCCGACUUAAUACGGCCAACCCUUUGGUCAACGGCACCCCUCACAGGGGAAGCAAGGAAACACCUACCAAUAUUGACAACCGGCGGUCUAACCAGCCAUGCUCCAACACGAGCUCCCCAACCAAGCACAAUUUUUCGAACGCACAAAGCCAAAACCGACGAAAAUUAGCGAGAUCAAGCACUUUCGAUAUAUUACCAGACGACGAGUCCGCCUCUGAUUGUGAAAUCGAUAGUCAACCCACCGGAAAGCAGACACGACCACGAACACUAGGGCUCGCACGAGUGAACUCGCUACUCUUACCAAAGAAGCAAAGGCCCAGACCGAAUCCCAUGCGGACCGCAGGUUAUGACAAAGAGAACGACCUACCUGAACAUUCCACAGAUGAACUUCGCACGCCCGGUUCAACGUCAACCAGACCAGUACCAACCAGACCAAAUAUCUCGCAACAGCCAAGCAGGAACAGAGCGCGACAGACUGGCAGGCGAUCGCCAGUGAGCGAUGAGCAAGAAGAAGAGACUAGCGACCGAGGCUUUGACGACAGCUUUGAUUCAAUAGACGAAUUCAUCGUCAGUGAUAAUGAAGAGCCUAGCUCUCACGAAGAAUCCGACCAUGAAACACCGGACACCGAAGAGGAGCCUACACCACCACCUUCCCCUGCAAAGUCUCCCCGGAAGAGACUUAUGCGCGGAAGAAGACCGCCUUCCGAGACGGAACCUACAUUCACCAUGAACACGAACCCACCAAUAGAGCUGGAAGGAUCGAAGCCACUCGAAAGUCCAAUCCAUACGCCGGCGCUCCUCACGCUCGAGGAUGGCGAGGAUAGGGAUCUCGAGCCGAAGUCACACUGUGAAUCUUUCGAAGACACCACAGAUGAUUCCGGAGACCAAAAUGAUUCAACAUAUCCGUUGCAUCCGCGACUCCAGGAUCCCGACGAACUUAUUAAACACAUCGAGAACCUCGAUCUAUCGAGUGAAGAGGAAGAUGUCCCUCAGCCGCAAAACUUAACAUUGGACUCGGAUAACGAACUACCUUCACGACUCAAGCCAGGUCGCAAGCAAUCCACACCGCGUACUCCAUCGAAGUCAGAGACAAAGGAUACGCCCCCGACUACUGUAAGAGCCCAGAAGAAAGCCGAGGCGGCACGAAAACGCGAGAUUCGUGCGCAAGUCGCCGAAUUCAACGAGAAGAAAGUCGGGUUCGCUGAAGAUUUCCUUCGGCAUUUGGAGAGUCUCUUCGAUGAUCGCAUUGGCGGCAUGACCAAAGAUACCGGUGGCAUCAAACUCGUUUGGACCAAAAACUUCAGAAACACCGCUGGUCGGGCAACUGUUCGGUCAGAAAGGGUAUUCGUUGGAGAAACGAGUGUUGAAGAUCCCGGGCGCCGACGUUACAAUGCCACCAUUGAGUUGUCCGAGAAAGUCCUUGAUACCGAAGACAAGAUCCUGUGUACCCUGACGCAUGAGUAUUGCCAUUUGCUUGAUAUUCUCAUUACUGAAAACAGGGGCAAGGGUGCAGCGCAGCAUGGUGCUAGCUUCAAGCAAUGGGGUGCUCGAUGCACCAAGGCGUUGAAAGAUCACCCUGUCUAUGGAGGCCGAGUGGAAGUCACAACCAAACAUACCUAUGAGAUCAAUCACAAGUACGUUUGGGCUUGUGUGGGACUGGGGUGUCCCUUUGAGGUUGGGCGACACUCAAAGAGCGUGGACCCGGUCCGCCACCGCUGUGGCCGUUGCAGGGGCUACCUCAAACAGAUCAAGCCGGUGCCUCGUGCUCCACCGAAAAAGAACAAUACUAAGAUUGUAAUUCAUCUGGAUGAUUGA